AUGGUGCCGCCCAGCGAAUCCCAGCUUCGACCUCAGCGACCUCAGCAACUCCACCGUGCUUUUUCUGCCAGCAGUACCAAACACUCCGUCCGGUCGUACUCAUCAUCCUUCGAAGCAGAUGACGAGCGCUCGAGCUCCGCCGACCACGAAAUGGGACCCGAGGACGCCUUCAGAGAUGAUCCUUCUCAAUACCCAGAGGAGGAUACCCGGUUGACGAGUAGGAAAGAGCUGUCAGGAUGGUAUGCGUACGGAUUCGCAGCAGAGGUUUUUGUAAUAUGUGGAAUAGGUUCAUUUAUACCCAUUACAUUAGAACAACUGGCACGAGAGAAUGGAGUUCUCCUUUCUGAUCUCAAGACACCCUGCGGUUCGAGUUCAACAUUUCCAUCGCCUGACAUGCCAGUUGGACCCUCUGCCGUCAAAGAUCUCGGACAAUGUGUGGUAUACGUCCUCGGCCUGCAGAUCAAUACAGCCAGUUUCGCGAUGUACAGCUUUUCAUUGAGUGUUCUAUUCCAAGCAUUACUCGUCGUCUCAAUUAGCUGUACGGCUGAUCAUGGCAACUAUCGCAAGAGGUUACUGCUCCUUUUCGCCUUCUCAGGCGCCAUAGCUACGAUGCUAUUCCUCACCGUGGUAUCGAAGGUCUACCUCCUUGGAGCUCUUCUGGCCGUAAUUGCGAAUACGUGUUUCGGGGCCAGCUUUGUGCUUCUGAACUCAUUCCUACCCCUCCUGGUACGGCAUCAUCCUAGAGCUCAAUACCAAAUACCAGAACCCAGCCCAGAGCCUCUUUCGACGAUUUCAGAGCAACAGCCGUCUGAAGAAUACCUCGAUAUGGCUGAUUCAACCCCAACCCUUCUUCCUCCAGGCUCGGAUCCUACUGCUCCAUUACCUACAGGAGAAAAGCUUACAUCCAUCGAGCUGCAAUUAUCCACCCAGAUAUCCUCCACGGGAAUUGGAAUUGGCUACAGUGCGGGAUUGUUCGUACAAUGCGUAGCAAUCGCCGUCAUCUUCGCCAUGAAAAGUACAACAUUCUCCCUCCGCGUUGUACUGUUUCUUAUCGGGGCAUGGUGGUUUAUAUUCACCAUCCCAGCCGCAUUAUGGCUCCGACCCCGCCCCGGACCUCCCUUGCCAUCUUCGGAUCCCAACGACCCAUCAGCAAAACGUACCUGGUUGGCCUACAUCGUGUAUGCCUGGACAUCUCUAUGGCGGACUAUCAAACUUGCCCGUCGCCUCAAAGAUAUAACCCUCUUCCUCGCCGCCUGGUUCCUCCUUUCCGACGCCAUCGCCACGGUCUCGGGGACCGCCGUGCUCUAUGCCAAGACACAACUGCACAUGAAACCCGAAGCCUUGGGUCUCAUCAACGUAAUCGCCACCAUGGCAGGCGUUCUUGGCGCAUUCUCCUGGGCCGCCGUCUCGCGUCUCCUGAAAUUGCGUCCUCAUCAAACAAUCCUAACCUGUCUCUUUAUCUUUGAGAUCAUACCUAUCUACGGACUUCUCGGCUUUCUUCCCAUAGUGAAGAGAUGGGGUGUGAUAGGUCUCCAGCAGCCGUGGGAGAUGUACCCCCUUGCUUUCGUAUACGGUCUCGUCCUCGGCGGUCUCUCAAGCUACUGCCGCUCCCUCUUUGGUGAGUUGAUUCCCCCUGGCUCCGAGGCAGCCUUCUACGCCCUCUACGCCAUUACCGAUAAAGGCUCAUCGGUGUUUGGCCCGGCCAUCGUCGGGGCGAUCGUCGACCACACCGGGGAGAUCCGACCAGCGUUCUGGUUUCUGGCUGCGCUUGUCGGCCUCCCAGCCCCGCUACUCUAUUUCGUGGAUGUGGACAGGGGCAAGGAGGAGGGUGCCAAACUGGCGGAAUUCAUCGAGGGGUUCAAGACAAGAGAGGGUGAUGAGAGCGGGGAGCAGACGCCUUUAUUGGCGGUUAUUAAGCGUUAUUCAUAUGUUCCAAACUUUAAUUCUCCCCUAGCAGUCCGCCGCCUUCCUUAG
Amorphotheca resinae ATCC 22711 is the source of this 1974-nucleotide messenger RNA. RefSeq lists its product as hypothetical. Bases 1 to 1974 code for a protein of 657 amino acids. The transcript has 3 exons. The record is from RefSeq and is a predicted model, not a curated record. Gene Ontology annotation, biological process: amino acid transmembrane export from vacuole. NCBI's taxonomy places the organism in Eukaryota, Fungi, Ascomycota, Leotiomycetes, Helotiales, Amorphothecaceae.